Lecanosticta acicola is the source of this 999-nucleotide messenger RNA. NCBI's taxonomy places the organism in Eukaryota, Fungi, Ascomycota, Dothideomycetes, Mycosphaerellales, Mycosphaerellaceae. The record is from the annotation of a GenBank genome assembly.
AUGGCAAACAAUACUGUCUGCACGUCCUGCCUGCGAGCUAUUCGCCAGAAUCAACGAAUCGUACAGCGGACCAGCUCCAGAAGCUCGCGCGUUUCGCUUUCUGCACAUCGAUCAUUCACAACGAGCCAUUACCGUCUGAAGGAGGAGGAAGAGAAGAAGAAGUUAUUCAGGCCACCACCACCACCGCAACAACCGUACGAAGCCAAAGGACCGUCUCCUGAAGCCCUCAAAAACUUUGCAUCCUCGCUGCGUUCAUCCAGCAGCGUCUUCCGAAGCACAACAGAGCCCUACAUUGCGUACGGAGGCACCGAAGACCUGUUCCUGCAAUGCAGUCGCCAAUGCAGCUAUACGAUACCUUCGGCGCUGGAAACGCCUCCCGCCCCACCGCCCACAAACGAAGCAGGAGAUCAUCUAGGCCAGGGCAUCGGAUGGUGGUUAGAACCCAAAGAGAAGGGAGGUCUGGGGCUGGAUGCGACAUUCAAUUCGUGGGCACAAGUGUUGUAUCUCCACAUGUGGAUGCUCACCGUGCGGUUACGAUGCUUCCCGGCCAAGUACGUGAAGGAUUGGCAUCAGAAUCUGCUCGACCACUUCUUCUACGCGGCAGAGGACCGGAUGGCGACGUGGCAUGGCAUGUCCUCCCGCGGCGUGCGCAACAAGAAUCUGAAAGAUUUGUGGCUACAGUGGCGAGGUGUACAGUUGGGAUAUGACGAGGGUCUGGUGAAGGGAGAUGCCGUCAUGGCAGCUGCUAUCUGGAGAAAUGUCUUCAAGGCCAGUGAGAAUGUCGACGUUGCGGACAUUGCACAGGUCGUGGCGUACAUGAUGCGGGAGCUACGGCAGUUGGGCGAGCUGGACGACGUUACAAUCACAGAGGGCAGAGUGAGCUUCGGGGAUCCGAAGACUGCGAAGUUGGCUUUGAAGCAAGAGAGCGCUCUGAUGCGACAAACGCUCACAUCUGAUGAGCUGAAGGCGCCGCAAAAGGCCAGCGAAGUCUCCAGCUAG